UGCUCAUAGCCCUUGUUCUUGCUAUACAGGUCUAAGGUCUUACAGGAAUUGGUUUUGCAUGUUUAAGUUGUGGUGUUGAUAAAAUGGCAUUAACAACACAAGAACUUAAAAUAGCGAAACAAAGCUACCCCGUGUUAAAAUACUCCAACUUUCUGUCAAAACACCUAACGUUGCCAGUAUAUGCAGCACUUUAUCAGAAGAAAACCAGCAACGGUGUAACGUUAGACACGUGUAUACAAACUGGGGUCGAUACACCAAGACUUCAGUUUGGGUUGGUGGUUGGCGAUGAAGAAUGCUACACCUUGUUUAAAGAUGUCUUAUAUCCAGUCAUCAAAGAAUAUCACGAAAAUUUCGACCCUGCAGUUCAAAUGCACGCUGAUGACGCCGCGCAGUUAAAUAAUGACGUGAUCGUCAAACCAUUCGACGAAAAAUACGUCAUAUCCGUUCGUAUUAGAGCAGGCCGAUCAAUCAGUGGAUUUCCAUUUGCUCCCUGCUGCACUCGUGCGGAAAGGAGAAAAGUGGAAGAGAUCGUAGUGGGGGCGCUGAAGAACAUUGACAGAGAAUUUACAGGUUCGUAUCGCACAAUUGAUUCAAUGAGCCCUGCUGAGAUUGACAAGCUAACGAAAGAGCAUAUUCUGUUUUACAACGUUACGGAAUUCUCUUACAGAAAUGAUGGUAUAGCGAGAGAUUGGCCUGACGCAAGAGGGUUUAUGGUGAACGAAAGAAAUGAUUUUAUUGUUUGGGUGAAUGAAGAGGAUCAUGUUCGGAUCAUAUCUAUGCAGUCGGGUAACGAUCUUCAAUCUUGCUUCGAAAAUUGGAAGAAAGGAGAAAAACAGCUUGAAGAUGCAAUUAAGAACGCUGGUUAUAAAUACGCAUGGAGCAAGAACCUCGGCCAUCUUUGUACAUGUCCAAGCAACAUCGGGACUUCAAUGAGAUGCAGCGUUCAUGUUAGACUUCCUAAUAUGUCGGUACAUCCAAAGUUAGAUGAAAUAAUAAAGAAAUUAGGUGUCGCCAAACGUGGAAACCUUGGUGAACAUCGUUCUUCAACCGAUCAGGAACUGCUUGAUAUCUCCAAUGUAAAGAGACUUGGAAUCUCGGAAGUUGGAAUUGUUCAGCAAGUUUACCAAAGCGUUACGAGGCUUAUUGAUAUGGAACGCCAGCUGGAAGCGGGGAAACUGUUGGACGACGUGUUGAAGUAGCACGGUUAAAGUUGCUUAAGUGUCACACUGCUAUUAUAACUUCCACAAUAUUCAAGAAUUUAAACGCCUUGAGCAAUAGUGCAGACCCACAUAGUGGUUGUUAUACUUGUUACUGUUCCAUCGUAACUGUUGGUAAAUUACAGGAAAAUACCCCCCUAUUUCUGCAUCGUAUUUAAUCAGUUUAUUUAUUGCUUUAGUAUAACCUUAAAAUAAAUAUGUUGGAACACAUU
This is a messenger RNA of Ciona intestinalis (vase tunicate), 1429 nucleotides long. Its product is annotated as creatine kinase M-type-like. Gene Ontology annotation, molecular function: creatine kinase activity. NCBI's taxonomy places the organism in Eukaryota, Metazoa, Chordata, Ascidiacea, Phlebobranchia, Cionidae. Gene Ontology annotation, biological process: phosphocreatine biosynthetic process. The record is from RefSeq and is a predicted model, not a curated record. Gene Ontology annotation, cellular component: mitochondrion.